Molecule: messenger RNA, 5247 nt
Organism: Agrilus planipennis (emerald ash borer)
Lineage: Eukaryota; Metazoa; Arthropoda; Insecta; Coleoptera; Buprestidae
Exons: 23
Coding region: 261-4820 (1519 amino acids)
Biological process (GO): DNA-templated transcription
Cellular component (GO): RNA polymerase I complex
Molecular function (GO): nuclease activity; DNA binding; DNA-directed RNA polymerase activity
Source: RefSeq, a predicted model, not a curated record
GUUCCCCCUAUACUUUUAUAAUCAAAUUUGAAAUUAUCGAUUGGUUAUCCAAUAUCCUUUUUUUUUAAGGAAUAUAACUUGGUGUAUUGUUUAUACGAAAGGUUUUUAAAUGUUGUUAUGAUGUUGGUUUUAUGUUAAGUAAAUGAGUUAGGUAUUGUGAUGAAUUUUUAUUUUAUAGGUUAUGUGCAGUAACGUGCCGGUGCCGGUGAUAUUUACGUUAUAUUGUAACUAAUAUUUUAAAUUAACAUUAAUUAGUAAAAAUGUCGGGUUUUUCUAACAAAAUAAACGGUGUUCGUGCCAUUACGUUGGAGCCACAGAACAUAAAGUUUUCGGUCUUCAGCACCGAAGAAAUGAAAAAAUUAUGUAUAACAAAAAUCACCACCCCUUUAACGUUCGAUGAGAUGGGACAUCCUUUGAUAGGGGGUCUGUACGACAAGACUUUAGGACCAUUAACGGAUAGAGGUGAAGUUUGUGGUACAUGUUUUAAAAAUAUAUACAACUGCCCUGGACACUUUGGUUACAUUGAUUUGCCAUUGCCUGUUGUAAAUCCUCUUUUCCAUAAAACUGUCGGUACAAUUAUGAAAAUGACAUGCUUGUCAUGUUAUGGUUUACAGUUACCUGUCCAUUCCAAACGUAGUCUAGAACUACAGAUGAAAUUGGUAGACGGUGGAUAUAUUACAGAAGCCAUAGAAAUAGCAACAAAAUUAAAAGAACUAAUUUCUAAAUAUGAAUCUAUCAGUAGUGUUCCAGAAGAUGAAAUAAAGUUUAUAAGGGAGUACGAAAAAUUGGUUACAGCUGAAUUGCCAGACACUGAAAAACAUCCAAAUAAAAAUACCGAGUGUAUGAAGAACGCUUUUCUAUCUGAUGUUCUAUCAGAGUAUAAGAGUCGAAAGAUAUGUUUGGAAUGCAGGGAACCUCUUGACAAGAUACAAUUUGUAAGGAAGAAGUUAACAUUGUAUCCAAACCCAAGAAAAACCAAUGCAGACGACGAUUUCAAAUUGGGAGGACCUAAAAACAUUACACCAACAGAAUCACGGGAAAUUUUAAGAAAAGUCUGGGAAAAAGAAAAGGAUUUUCUUAAAUGUUUGAUACCUUUAUUUGAAAAUGAUAACAUGGAAUAUCCAACAGAUGUGUUUUUUAUGGAGAUAAUUUCAGUGACUCCGAACAACUUGAGGCCUGUAAAUUUCGUGGAUGGUAGAAUAACAGAAAAUCAACAAACUGGUAUUUAUAAAACGAUAAUCCAGGAUUGCAUGCUGUUACGAGCAAUAAUUCAAGUAUUUAAGAAAAAAGGCGAUACGAGCGCCCUCCCAAUAGAAGCAAAGGCUGUUUACAAUACUGCUCGUGGUCAAACUCCCCUCGAAAAACUAAAGAAUGCUUGGGAAUCCUUGCAAUUUAACGUAGACAAUAUAGCGGACUACAAUGCUGGACGUAUAACUUCCCAAACAGGAAUGAAGGGUUUGAAACAGGUUAUUGAAAAGAAAGAAGGAAUUUUGCGCAAGCACAUGAUGGGGAAACGUGUAAAUUUUUCCGCCCGGUCCGUUAUCACUCCCGACCCUUAUCUGAACGUAGACGAGAUCGGAAUUCCGGAAGUUUUUGCGAAACAACUGACUUAUCCUGUUCCGGUCACUUCGUGGAACGUGGCGGAGUUGAGGAAGAUGAUCAUGAACGGUCCAGACAAACAUCCAGGAGCGAAUAUGGUAGAGUUUGAGGACGGUUCGUUGGUCAGAAUAAAUCCGAAAAAUCCUACUCAGAAACAGGGUAUAUUAAAGAGACUUCUCACCCCAGAUGAAAAAGACACUAAAGCAUUUCGAGGAGUCAAAAAGGUACACAGACAUAUGUGUAACGGAGACGUGGUCCUAGCCAAUCGACAGCCGACCCUUCACAAACCCAGUAUAAUGGCGCACACUGUUAGGAUCUUAAAAAACGAAAAGACCAUUCGUGUUCAUUAUUCAAAUUGCAAGGCGUACAAUGCUGAUUUCGAUGGGGACGAAAUGAACGUGCAUUUUCCACAAAAUGAAUUGGCCAGGAGCGAGGGGUACAAUUUGGGUGAGUUUUACAAUAAACAUUGGCUGCCCCUGAAUUGGAAAAAAUUGGACUUGAGGGCCAUUUUGAAAGAGAGCGCCGCCAAAUGUGUUUUACACGAGGUCCCAGACAUAAAAAGAGCUAUCACGUACAUGAAAAAAGAUCAGCUGACCCUAAGAACUGACGGAAUUAAUAUAAUUGAAAUGUUCAAGUACAACGAAUUGUUGGAUUUAAACAAAUUAUAUUGCAAUGAUAUCCAUAAAAUGGCUGAAACGUACGGUAUCGAAGCAGCUGUGAAAGUAUUAGUGCAGUCUAUUGGGGAACCAAGUACGCAGAUGACGCUGAACACUUUCCAUUUUGCUGGUCGUGGUGAAAUGAAUGUGACUCUCGGUAUACCCCGUUUACGUGAAAUCCUCAUGUAUGCAUCAAAAUCGAUGAAAACUCCGUCUAUGGAAAUACCCUUCAAAAAUAUACCAAAUUUGGAAAAAGAAGCCGAAAAGUUGAGGAAGAAACUGACCAGGGUAACGUUGGAAAAUGUACUCGAAAGGAUCGAAGUUUCCGCUCAAUUGGGCGUCAAACCAGUCAGAUGUCAUGUUAACGUUCAAUUCGACAUGGGUAUUAAACAUGUUUGGUCCAUUUUGUCACCUUACUGUGAAAGAAGACCUUUGUAUGAACUCCAGGGCAAAACCAUAGCCAUUGAUUUAUCUUGUUGGAUUUGUGAAGCCCAGAAUGUUGUAGAUUAUUAUGUUCAACCACGAAUGUACCUCAGAAAUCUGUAUUUCCGUACCUGUUAUCUCCUAUUAAUGGAUGUAAGUCCAGUUUUUGUGCUAGAGGGGAAAGCCCCUGGUAUGAAAUACGACACGAUAGCUGCUCGAAAUGCGUUACAGUUUAAAGGUUCGAGACCUAAAGACAAAGAUGAAAAAGUUAACAAUAAAAAGGCCAGUGGAAAGGACCGUACUCAGUUUCAUUUUGUGCUGAAGAGAUGCGCUGAAAUGCUGGAUUAUAUGGGUCUGGCUUGUAUUACCGGAAAUGGAGAAGCGGAAGCCAUGUGUGCCUAUCUAAAUAAUGACGGGCUAGUUGAUGGAUGCAUCAGCCAGGAUUCUGACUGUUUUGCAUACGGGGCCAAAGUGGUUUACAGAAACUUUUCGAUAUCCCAACAAGGGACACACGCUACUAGCGGGGGAGCAGUCGACAUUUACGAUAUAAGAAAAGCACACAAAAACAUGGGAUUUGGAAGGAAUAAAGUUGUUGCAUUGGCAAUUAUUUGUGGAUGUGACUAUUUUGAUGGAAUAUUGGGUGUUGGUAAGGAUUCAGCAAUGAAACUAUUUGAAAAAGUCACAGACGAAGAAAUACUGGAACGGCUACGGAACUGGAAGAAAAAGACGUCUUUCUACGAAGAACUUGAAAAAAAGAUAACAGAUAAGAAAAUUUGCACUUCUUGUGGACACAGUGGAAGACUGCAGAAUCAUAAUAAAAUGGGUUGUGUAGAAUGUAAAACGAAUAGCGGCUGCGAUUUUACUCGGUUUAAAGACGAAAGAGCUGAAAUAAAAAACGAACUGAAUAUGCGCUCUAAAGCAUUAGCCGACCCGAAAUUUCCUCACGAAGAUUUAAUUAAUGAAUUUUUUGUAAUGAAAGAUAACGUUUCAAAAUUAGAACUAAAAUGGAAAAGGCCAGACAUGAUUAAGUUUGUGAAAUUUACACAUAAAUAUUUACAGUGGGAAGAAAUUUAUUCAUUUGAAAAAUUAUUUCCCAUUCUAACGAGAUGGCAACUUCUUAAUUAUGAGCGUUUAGAAAAAUGUAAAAAUAAAGGAAUUGUCUAUCCAGAAUUCAUUAAAAAGAAGAGAAAUCNAAAAGGCGUUCCAAGUUAUGAAAUAAUAUGGACUGAUAGAGACAAACACUUUGAAAAUCUUAUACCUGAAGAACAACUUUUGAACAUUGAUCAGAUGAAGUUAUGGUCCUCUGUGGAGCCCCAAAACCUUGUUCUUAACGCUUAUCCUGACCUUGUGCAUGCAUUCGAACAGUCAAAGGUCAAACCUAACAAAAAACCAACAAAAAGGAAAAAGAAAUUGGAGCUGGGAGCAGUAGAUGAACUAGAAAAUAUUUUGGCAAAUACGUCAAUCACAGAACCACCGAAACCAAAAAGAAAAACCACGAAGAAAAAGAGCGAAAAAGCUGAAAAUAAUCAUAAUGAUGAGAAACAUACUUCAACUACGAAAAGUUUGGAUUUCUUUUUUUCAAAAAACAAAAAUGAGGACAACAAGGAAAUAGAUAAUGUUGCUUUCUCUCAAGAACAAAAAGAAAUUAAUAUUAAUAAUUGUUCUACACCUAGAAGGAAUAGUUUGGAUCUAGAGUCACUUUGGAUGAAUUUGUCUUCUUUGGAAGACGAAGAAGAUGACAAAGAUUUAUCUGAAAUUAUCGAGGACAUAAUGCGCAGAAAACCUCAGGAAUAUUUGCAAAAUUUAGACCUGAAAAUAGUACAACUGGAAGAAGAUGAAGAUGAAAAGAAGGAUGAUGUAGAAUGCAGUUUCUUCAUUGCCAGUAACAAGACCUUAGAGAAAGAUUUAUUCGAAACCAUUUUUGAGGAUAGAUUAAAAUCGGAAGAGGAUGAAGAAGAGCAAGAAAAAGAAAUGCUGUUUGUAAAUCAGAAAGAAAGUAAUAGAUGCAAAUCAGAAGAUGAUGACAAGGAAGUGUUCGUUGAAGAUAGGAAAGAAGAAGAAAAUGACAGUGAUGACUCGGACGUUGUCUUUUCUGAAAAAUAUGUUCCUUUGAUUGACAGAUUGAAGAUGAGGCGACAAUAGUGUUAAGUCGGGAUCAAUCAGAAGUACGGAAAGAGAUAGAAACAAGAAGCUGUCCAUUUGCAGUUUUUACAGUUUUUAUUUUUUUCCAAUAUAAAGGAUAGGAAAGAGUGGAGGUGCGUGUCCGACUAGUCGUAGGACUGACGACCUUAUGAUGAUGAUGAAGUGCACCGUCUAGAUAUUAAUGUCAAUAGAGAAAUUAGUAUUUUUACAAAUGCGCCAUCUAUUGCCAAAUGUCACAAUCGCCCGUUUCGUUCAGUUCUGGGUGUUGUCAAUUUCAUGAAAAAAUCGCCUGCAGAACAUCCAAGCAGCAGUGAUAUGUUUAUUCCCACAAACGUUCCAAUUCAAGUGCAGGGAUCAAUUAUAAAAAUCACCAGUGCAGUUACAAUAAAAAAUCGUAAUAAAUACACUUAGCCUUUUUCAAACUCAA